AUGCAGCAAUUUAUAUUAGCAGUAUCGAUAUUUAGUGCCGUAUUGUGCUCUCCUUUUGACGAUGGCAAAUAUAGGCCGAAGAAAUACGAUGAAUACGACGAUGGUAAAUACUACAGGCCACUCGAUGAGGGAAAAUAUAUUCCCGGUGACGAAGGUCGAUACACUUACAUCUACCAGCAAGGCGUUUGGCCCUAUGAUGGUACGUACAAGUACAUGAAUGAAAAGGACGACCCAUAUAUGGGCUACAGGGUGUACGCCAGCAGAUACCCAUACGUGCAUGGCGUUAUAAAGGGCUUAGUCAGCAAAUACGUUUCAUCGGACAGCGUGAAUUUUGGUGAGGCGACAGAGGGUAGCACAAACCACUACAGCAAAGUCUACGCGGACAAGGAAGUGGCUGUUAAAUGCCAAUAUAUAAUGCCCGAAUCUAAUAAGACCGAGUUCACCACCCAGUAUCCACCACAUAUGAAUUUAGAAAAAGGGGAAAAAUUAGGUUCCUUCUAUAGCUUUAAAGGAACCAAAGUAUUAAGUACUGUGAAAAAUGCUCUGACAAAUAAAUUGAAAUUGCAAUACGAAGUUUUUGUGAGGGUGGUCGAUGAUGUCUCACUGCCUUCUGAAAGCGAUGAAGUGACUCCGGCUGUCGAAGAACUUAAAUCUCCCCUUCUUAUCUUAAGGCCCCCUAGCGUCGCUAAGGUGGAAUCAACGACGAAUACUGAUGUAAAAAGUUCUAUAAGCGAAAUUGUGAAGUCCUUGAUCAUCGAGGAUGUGCUGCCAACUGUAAGCGGUGUUCCAACUGCUGAGGAUUUAAAGUUGACUAUUGAUGAUGUGCAACUUUUACCUAAUGAUGAUGCCAAACCAACAAUGGCUUAUGCUCAAACUUUGAGUAACGAUGAACUUAAACCCACUACAGACAGUGUUGAAGUUUCAGAAGAGGACGAUUCGAGGUCCACAUUGAGCGACGUGCAAGUUUUAACCGACGUUGGAGAUAACAUAUUGAUAAUUGAUUUACAAUCCUCGACAGAAGCUGGACAACGA
Messenger RNA from Iphiclides podalirius (scarce swallowtail), 1032 nucleotides. Lineage: Eukaryota; Metazoa; Arthropoda; Insecta; Lepidoptera; Papilionidae. The record is from the annotation of a GenBank genome assembly.